This is a messenger RNA of Perkinsus marinus ATCC 50983, 240 nucleotides long. RefSeq lists its product as hypothetical. The annotation marks the transcript as partial. The transcript has a single exon. NCBI's taxonomy places the organism in Eukaryota, Perkinsozoa, Perkinsida, Perkinsidae. The record is from RefSeq and is a predicted model, not a curated record.
AUGGCUUACGAUGGUGUAUGGUUCUCCAUGGAAGAGGCUGAGAGGAUCUUCAACAUCUUCCUCUUCAAGAUAUUCCGACGAAAGGGCAAGAAGCCGUCCCCUACCUACGAUUUCAUCGCCGAUUUCAUCACCAAGGAGGUGCUCGGUUGGUUGAUCACUUUCCCCUACGAGUUACUUGCCAAAUACGUGGCUCGAGGUGUGUAUCAUAUCAAUGGUGUGGCAUCUGCUAGUGUGGUUGGA